AGUGUAGCUGCGGAUGUUUCAACCAAUAGAAAUGAAGACUACCUUAUAUGGAAUUGAAUUGAAUCAUUUCGUUGUUCAAGCGCCCAGAGUAUAUAAAGUGGCUCGUCAGUGUCAUUUCAGCACGAACACUACUCUAACGUAACUCUAGCAACUGCUAAAAUUUGUUAUUAUUAUUUCUAAGUAACCCCAAGCUCUAACACAAAAUGGCUGAAGAUGAUGUUGCUGCUCUUGUUAUCGACAACGGAUCCGGUAUGUGCAAAGCCGGUUUUGCUGGAGACGAUGCUCCCAGAGCCGUCUUCCCAUCAAUUGUUGGUCGUCCCAGACAUCAGGGCGUGAUGGUUGGAAUGGGUCAGAAAGAUAGCUAUGUUGGUGAUGAAGCUCAGAGCAAGAGAGGAAUCUUAACGCUCAAAUACCCCAUCGAACAUGGAAUCGUUACCAACUGGGAUGAUAUGGAAAAGAUUUGGCAUCACACCUUCUACAACGAACUACGUGUUGCUCCUGAAGAACAUCCAGUUCUCCUUACAGAAGCACCUCUAAACCCCAAAGCCAACAGAGAAAAAAUGACACAGAUCAUGUUUGAGACAUUCAACUCGCCUGCCAUGUACGUCGCAAUUCAAGCCGUUCUUUCUCUGUACGCUUCUGGAAGAACCACUGGUAUUGUGCUUGACUCUGGAGAUGGUGUCACUCACACAGUACCAAUCUAUGAGGGUUAUGCCCUUCCUCAUGCCAUUCUCCGUUUAGAUCUGGCAGGCAGAGAUCUUACUGAUUAUCUCAUGAAGAUCCUCACAGAACGUGGUUACAGUUUCACCACUACAGCCGAAAGAGAAAUUGUUCGUGAUAUCAAAGAAAAACUUUGCUACGUCGCUCUUGAUUUUGAACAGGAGAUGGCCACUGCUGCCGCAUCCUCUUCGCUUGAAAAAAGCUACGAGCUGCCCGAUGGUCAAGUUAUUACCAUUGGUAACGAGCGUUUCCGUUGCCCAGAAGCACUCUUCCAGCCAAGUUUCUUGGGAAUGGAAUCCUGUGGCAUUCAUGAAACAACAUACAACAGUAUCAUGAAAUGUGAUGUCGAUAUCCGUAAAGACUUGUACGCCAACACUGUGCUGUCUGGAGGAUCCACAAUGUUCCCGGGCAUUGCCGACAGAAUGCAGAAGGAGAUCACUUCUUUGGCCCCAGCGACGAUGAAAAUCAAAAUCAUUGCUCCUCCGGAGCGUAAAUAUUCAGUAUGGAUUGGAGGUUCAAUUCUCGCAUCUCUGUCCACCUUCCAGCAAAUGUGGAUCAGCAAGCAGGAGUAUGAUGAAUCUGGACCAUCAAUUGUUCACAGGAAAUGCUUUUAAGCAGAGACCCUCUUGAUACAGUGAGCAUGCGCAAGUUUUUUACCGAGAUAUUUUUUUUUAUUUAUUUGUAAUUUUUGUACCAUUCCCUUAAAACAAGAACAGGAGUGUAAGAACUAAUGAUAGAGCUUUAAAUGUUUUAAAAAUGUGUAACUUGUUUUUAAAUAAAAGUGUUCGCUAGAAACCU
This is a messenger RNA of Helobdella robusta, 1518 nucleotides long. RefSeq lists its product as hypothetical. The transcript has 2 exons. Gene Ontology annotation, biological process: mitotic cytokinesis. The coding region runs from base 204 to 1334 and encodes 376 amino acids. NCBI's taxonomy places the organism in Eukaryota, Metazoa, Annelida, Clitellata, Rhynchobdellida, Glossiphoniidae. The record is from RefSeq and is a predicted model, not a curated record.